AUGGCCGGCAAAUCCUCGGUUUCAGCAGCGUCCUUAGUGAUCGUGAUCCUCCUUCUGUUCGGACAGCAAUGUGAGGUUAAUGGAUUGCGUAGAUUUUUUCGUGGAAGAAUGUUCCAAACGGAUACCGGCACCAGCCGUACGACGGAUUCGAUCCUGUACACUGGAGCUGAACCAUUUCCGGAUCAUUGGUUCGUGCAGCAGCUAGACCAUAAUGAUCCUACGAAUGCUGCUACAUGGAAGCAACGUUAUCAAGUGAACGAUCACUUCUUCAACGCCUCCAACCCUAACGCGCCUGUGUUUCUUAUGAUUGGUGGAGAAGCUGAAGCGAAACCCUUCUGGAUGCACCAAGGAGCAUGGAUCCAUUAUGCAAAAGCACACGGUGCCCUAUGCUUCCAGCUCGAGCAUCGAUUCUAUGGCAAAAGUCAUCCGACGGCGGAUCUUUCCACCAGCAAUCUUGCGUACCUUACCUCGGAACAGGCACUCGCCGAUCUGGCCUACUUUAUCGUGGCCAUGAACAAAGAGUACAACCUACAGCCACACAAAAAUCGUUGGAUCGUGUUCGGUGGUUCCUAUCCGGGUUCGCUUGCCGCUUGGCUGCGGGAAAAGUAUCCUUCGCUUGUGUACGGAGCGAUCAGUUCCAGUGGCCCACUGCUGGCCAAGAUUGAUUUUGUCGAGUACUUCGAUACGGUUACCCAUUCGCUUGCACGCUACUCGACCGAUUGUGUGGAAUCGGUUCGCAGUGCCGUGAAGCAGAUUGAAACACUGCUGAAGCACAUGAUCGGACAGCGUACGCUUAACGACAAAUUUAAACUUUGCGAUCCGGUGGAGAAAUCGAUCGAAAACCCGCUCGAUAUUGCCAACCUGUUCCAGAAUAUUGCGGGACUAUUUGCUACUGUGGUGCAGUACAACAAGGACAACAGCCCGCACAGUACCACGACGAUCGACCAGGUGUGCGAAAUUAUGGUGAACCAAAGCAUUGGUGCACCGUUCAGCAGGCUAGCGGAGGUGAACCGCGUGAAUUUGGAGUCGACCAAUACAACAUGUCUGGAUUAUUUGUACGAGAAGGAAGUACAGGAACUGCGUAAUACUUCCUGGGAAUCAGCUGCGGCAAUCGGAAUGCGACAGUGGACCUACCAAACCUGCAACGAGUUCGGAUUCUACCAAACAUCGAAUAACGCUAGCUUACUGUUCGGCGAUCGGUUUCCGGUAGAAUUCUUUAUCCGUCAAUGUGCCGAUGUGUACGGUGCCCGGUUUGGAGCACCAUCGCUUAACCGGGGCGUUUAUCGAACGAACACCAUUUACGGUGGGCUUGAUCCAGCCACCACCAACGUACUGUACGUCCACGGUAACAUCGACCCAUGGCACCGGUUAGGGUUGACCGAGAGCAACGACAUCCACAUGCCAACCAUCCUUAUCGACGGUACGGCACACUGUGCGAACAUGUACGAACCGUCCGACAACGAUCCUCCGCAGCUCAAACAAGCGCGUCUGCAAAUCGAAACCUUUAUUACGAAUCUACUGGCAAUGGGAAGCCGUUAA
Molecule: messenger RNA, 1539 nt
Organism: Anopheles maculipalpis
Lineage: Eukaryota; Metazoa; Arthropoda; Insecta; Diptera; Culicidae
Product: putative serine protease F56F10.1
Exons: 2
Coding region: 1-1539 (512 amino acids)
Biological process (GO): proteolysis
Molecular function (GO): dipeptidyl-peptidase activity; serine-type exopeptidase activity
Source: RefSeq, a predicted model, not a curated record